Molecule: messenger RNA, 666 nt
Organism: Staurois parvus
Lineage: Eukaryota; Metazoa; Chordata; Amphibia; Anura; Ranidae
Source: the annotation of a GenBank genome assembly
AUGGCUUCCUCUAGAAAUCUGAGCCGGUUUUGGGAAUGGGGAAGAAAAAUUAUCUGCGUUGGAAGGAAUUAUGCGGAACACGCCAAGGAGCUGAAAAACGAGGUGCCCACGGAGCCAGUUUUAUUUCUUAAAUCUCCCUCAGCCUACGUGAGGGAAGGUGCGCCUGUUCUCCUGCCUUACUACACCAAUAACCUGCACCAUGAGGUGGAGCUCGGCGUUGUUAUUGGUAAAGGAGGUACAAACAUAGCUCAGUCACAUGCGAUGGACCAUGUAGAGGGCUAUGCUCUGUGCCUGGAUAUGACCGCCAGGGACAUUCAGGACCAGUGUAAGAAGAAAGGUCUUCCAUGGACUUUGGCCAAAGCCUUUGAUACAUCUUGCCCUGUUAGUGAUUUCAUCUCCAAAGAAACAAUAAAAGACCCCCACAAUCUGAAGAUAUGGUUGAAGGUGAAUGAUGACCUCAGACAGGAAGGACAUACCUCUUCAAUGAUCUUCUCCAUCCCAUUCCUCAUCAGUUACAUCAGCAGGAUAAUCACCUUGGAAGAAGGAGAUCUGAUACUGACGGGGACACCGAAGGGAGUUGCUGCCGUGGGGGAGAAUGAUGAGAUGGUGGCAGGCAUAGAUAAUAUCAUUACUAUGAAGUUUCAGAUUAAAAAACAACUGCAGUGA